This is a messenger RNA of Rhipicephalus sanguineus (brown dog tick), 13077 nucleotides long. RefSeq names its product putative N-acetylated-alpha-linked acidic dipeptidase. The record is from RefSeq and is a predicted model, not a curated record. Lineage: Eukaryota; Metazoa; Arthropoda; Arachnida; Ixodida; Ixodidae. The coding region runs from base 273 to 2717 and encodes 814 amino acids. The transcript is spliced from 13 exons.
UUGCAGUAGGCGUGGGGCGCGAGUCUGGCAUGUUGUCGUAGAGUCGUAGAGUCCCGCAGUGCACUCAUCCCAAGCUCUACCUGUGACAACUAGCGACGCUGAACCGGCGGAAACGGGUGGAUGACGUUUGCGCCGGCCCGUGCUGAUCGUAAACUCCGCUGCGGUCGGAACUCGGCCAAAAACCGCGCGCGCGUGCUGUCGCACGUGUCAUGUAGUGCGUCUUCCUGAGAAGCAGCAGCGACGAUCAACAGGUGCCCGCCUCGGCCAGCGUCAUGAGUGCCCAAUACCGGCCGUACCGCGAUGAGGACAACGGUGGCGAUAGCGAGCCGAUGACAUGGCCCGAUCACGAACCGACAGGCGCGGUGCAGAUCUACGAGAAGACCACGGAAGACAUUCGAGUUGUGUCGCAUCGCAACCUGGUUAUCGGCGGCUUGGGCAUCGCGCUGCUGGGUGUUCUCGCGGGUCUCCUGGUCGGCUACUUCGCGCACACCGAGCACAGCGGCUGCGUGCGGGGCAAGUCGGUCGCCAUCCACGCCGUGUACGACGCCGACCCGAGCAUCAGGGCGCGGCUCCUGGGCCUCAUCAAAGCUGAAGGCAUCAACCGAACCGCAGGCCAACUGCUCGAGGUGCGCACAGACUCCGAGAUCGUGGAUCUGCUGCAGCAGCUUUGGAAAGACCAGGGUCUCGAAGCUGUGCAGCAGCAUGCAUACGAGGUGCUGCUCUCCUUCCCCGAUUCAUCUCGCCCUAACCGGAUGCGGCACUUCACGAAUGCAUCUGAUGGAGCUGGAGCGACUGUGGACAUCUUCUCGGAGGAGCACCGUCCAUACGUCGCUUACUGCACGGCCAAUGCUCCCAUCAGAGGCCCCCUGGUGUAUGGGGGUCGUCUACAGCCAUCGGACGUAGACUGGCUACAUGGUUCCAAUGUGACGCUUGACGGCAGCAUCCUACUCGUGCGACUUGGCACAGAGCCCUUGGGGCGGCAGCUGGCGAUGGCGCAGCGAGCAGGUGCACGUGCAGUCCUGCUGUACCCAGACCCUCGCGAGUUUCGGCCGCUGCCUUCGGGCUACCCCACGGAGCAGGACGGUAGUGCUGCCUGGUGGUGGCUGCCACCCGACGGCAGUCACUGUGCCAGCCCCCUGGGUCCACUCCUCGGCGACCCACAGACCCCUGGGUAUCCUGCUGUAGUGUCUGCACACCGGUUGCCUCGGGACCAGGUGUACCUGCCUAUGGUGCCAGCGCAGACGAUCAGUGCCAGCGUGGCCGAGAUUCUGCUGCGGCACCUAGGUGGACCGCCUGUGACGGUGCAAAUGCAGGGAUCCUUAGGUGGGGAGGGAAACGCGUCCCUUGGCGCUGGACCGGGACCCAUUGAGGUUGAGCUGCAGCUGCACAACAUUCUGCGCAACCAGACCGUGUUCGACUUGGUCGGAUACGUGCGCGGUCGUGUCGAGCCAGAUCGUUACGUGCUGGUGGGUGCUGGCCGUGAUGCGUGGGGCGACUCGGACAUUGGCAGCACAGCCCUGCUGCUCGAACUGAGUGCAGCCUUUGGAACACUUCUCAAGGAUGGUUGGAGGCCACGCCGUACAGUCAUCUUCUGCAGCUGGGCUGCCGAGGAAUUCCAGUCGGUGGGCGUUGUCGAAUGGCUUGAGGAGAACCUCAAGCUGCUGCAUGGUCGUGUGGUGGCUUACAUUGACCUUGGCCAACCAGUGCUUGGGUCCACAUCGCUAAGUGUGGCAGCCUCCCCACUCCUCUACCACGCUGUCUUUAACGCCACCAGGCAGGUUCCGACUGGGGGUGAAGGCUCACCCAGUGUGUACAGGCAGUGGGUGGCCACUUUCCCUAAGCACCGCAAUGCUUCGCGACUCCUGUUCCCUUCACUGGGUGGCUCUGCUGCCCCAGUGCACCUGGAGGAAGGGGAGGACUGGGACGCCUUCAGUGUGGAGCCCCUGGACCUGCUGACCAACUACAGGCACGCUGCCAUGCUGCCCGUGCGACCAGCAGUGCGGGCCAUGGAUGUCGAGGGAAGCUACGCAGCCUUCUUCUCCCAGGCAGGCAUCCCAGUGGUGCAGAUGAGUUACGUGGACGACAUCCUUCAGAAGAUGUCCCGAGUGGCGUUCCCACGCAAGCACACCCAGUACGACAGCUUCUCGCUGUUUCGAGAACACGUGGACCCGGAGUUGCGGGCGCAUGCGACGGUGGCGGCAGUUGCGGGCGAGUUGUUGCGCACCCUGGCCGACUCUCUCUUCCUGCCGUUCAACCUGUUUGACUACGCGCAGCUCUUGAAAGACCUCUGCAUCAGUCUUCAUCUGCAUGCUCAUGGCCUAGACUUGGGUCCUUUAGAUGCUGCUGUUCAAAACUUCUCAGAUGCAGCCUACAACUUCCACUCCCGCCAGAAUGGCCUCGACACCUCUGAUCCAAUGGCCAUCCGAAUGGUGAAUGAUCAGUUGCUGCUGCUGGAACGAGUGUUUCUCGACCCCAGAGGUUUGCCUCGAAACCCUUACAAAAAGCACUUGGUGUUGUCCCCACCAGAGUUGCCUACGUACAUGGACGAGAUGUUCCCAGGCAUCAUGGAUGAGUUCACGCGCCUCGUGGAUGAGCUGGGCUCCCCGACCGAUCCAGGUCCACACCUGGACGUACUGAGGCAGCACUAUGCCUUGCUGGUGCAGGUCAUCCAGCAGGCUGCCGACACACUGGCCGCCGUGGUACCACCCUACACCUAGCUCCACUACUUGUGCGUUUGUUUCAUUUCACCAUCGAAGUUACAUAUAGCACCAGAGGCUCGUUCACUCCUGCGACUAGCACCGGUCACGCAACCAAGUUAGUCGCAACGCAACUGCUAGCAAAUGGUCGCUUUGGCUCAGUCGCUCGCUGCUCGAUUUUUCAGUCGCACGAAUGCAGUCACAAACCUCUGAACCAACCAGAUGUGCAGGAACGGGACGUCAGCUUAUUUUACGGAGCAGUGGCAGUGUGAGCCGUAUGCGAGCAGACGUGAAUUCUGUGGAGCGAUGGGUGUAAGUGCAUGCAGGGGUGAGCAUCAGUCCCCCAACCGGUGCAGGUCUCAGGUGUGGAUGAGCCUUAAGGCAAACCGAGCACAUGCAAUCAACGAUGGGCAGAGGCCUUCAUUCAUCCUAUUAGAACAAAGUUACUCAAAAAAAAAUGUUAGCAUACUUCGAAGGUAGUGCCCAGCCCUCGUGAUUGAUGUGCUCUGUCUGCUUUUAGAUGCUUGUAACUUUGAGCAUGUAUGUACCGACUAGGUCGUCACCAAAAGCAAGUCCAUUUUGUGGUGUUUUUGAUGGCAACCGAAGCAAGGAGCAUGCAUGGUUGCCCUGAUGCUGCAGAUGUGCCAGAACACGUCUAAUUGAGGUUUAAGUCCCUGGAUAGUUUUUUCACCUUGUUUUUCGAAGCAGGUAACUAGUUCACGUCCUCUCUUUGUGGGGCAGCUGUCGUCCAUCUUGCUUAGGCAGCACAGCUUGCACAGAAAAUCAUGUCAGGAUUGGAACAAUUUCUACUGUAUCAUAUCUUGAAAGGAAGAAAAAGGUGCAGCAUCAUUGCAGUUUUAGCAGUGUUCUUCCAUAAAGGGCCUGCUUUCAAACCAUGCUAGGACGAAGGUCACGGGAUCUAAUACUGGCCACGGUGGCCACACUUCAAUGAAUGCAAAAUGCUAGAGGCCCGUGUAUACUUAGAUGUAGGUGCUUAAUAAAGAACAGGUGGUCGAAAUUUACGGAGCACUUCAUUACAGCGUCCCUCAUAAUCAUUGUGGUUUAGGGACAUAAAACCCCAAAGAUUGUUGAAUCAUGCUAGGAGUAAUAUGGUACUCAGAGGUGUAUUACUGAGCAUCGAUCUUGCAUAAACAAAGCUCAGGCAUUGCCAUAAAGUCUUUGCUGUUCAAUCACGCAGAAAGCUUAUCUGGGGACUGAAGCUGAGCUGGUACGCACAUGCUCCUGCACUGUCUUGAGGCUUGUCCAGUGCAUUGCUGAGAACAAGGUAGCUGCACUUUUAUCGGGUGCAGACUCCGUAUUGUUAAAUCAUGCUCGGCAGUGCCUUCAGUUUCACAUUGUACUAUGUGAAACUGAAGUUUCAUUUAGCACAGCAAAAUGCCUCACUGUAGCACCAAGUGCUCGCAGAGGUCGUGACGUUUCUGCUGAUUCAUUUGAAAUGCCACUAUUUCCGGCGUGUCCAUUUGCACUACUGUUUAGCUCAUCACCCUAUACUGCCGUCCUGAUGUAUCAUUUUAUAGUUUCAGAACAGCAACUAACUAACAACCGCAUUUUGAAGAAACGAGUUUGGUUACUCAUAGGAACUGUCGGCAGCUGUCUCAUUGAAGUAGGCUCAGAAGCCACUGUUCUCAAUAUACACAGUUAUCAGAAAAUCACUCAAUGUAUGGGAUAGGAUGGCAGGAAGUGGUGUUGCCUUUAAACUGCGAAGCCUUUUCAUUUUAUGCAGUUAUAGUGCACUGCAUAGCACUUUUACUCUACCCUGGAGCAAAAUGUGGAAUACUCUACACUGAUCUGAGCAGAGGCGCAAAAAUGCUAAUUGUCUUAGAUUUAUGUACACAUUAAAGAACCCCAGGUGGUCCAAACUAAUUUGGAGUCCCUCACUGCAGCAUGCCUCUUAAAUCAUAUCGUUGUUUUGGCACGUAAAACCCCACAAUGUAAUUUUUCUGUUACGAGCCACGUUGCUGAAACCUAUUACAUUACAUAUUGUAGCAUAUAGAUGUACAUGUGUGGUAAAAUCUCUGUAAACGGAAAUUACUUGACCGGAAUUAUGUCUUAAAUGAAGCAACAUUAUCCUGAUUGGUUGAGUUUGCAUUUAGUAGGGGUGUGUGAAUAGUAUUUUAGAACCGAAUAGAAUUAGGGGAGUGUGAAUAGUGAAAUUUCACCUCGAAUCGAAUAGUGCUGAAUAGUGGCCAAAAAUAUCGAAUAUCGAAUAAUAUUUACAUGACAUGUGUACCGCCAGUUACGGCAAGACAGAGGAAAAAUCAGAAGUGCUACGUCGUGCCGACAGUUCUAUUACGCACUUGUUCGGGAGUGGCUUUUGUUUCACCUUUUAUGGGCGCGCAGGCAUGUUGAUAGAAGAGCUGCCAAUAUUCCAGUCAGCAGCGCCACUUCCAACCUCCUAACAGCUAAGAGAGGUGGGUACGGUAGCUAGUUUUUUUCGCCAUGGUCGCGCAAUACGGCUCAUCUGACAACGUAAUGUGCUUCAUCGCCAUGGGUGCUCCGGGCCCAAAAAUCUUCGGGCGCCCGUUCACAUCAGUGUUUCAACUGAGUGCCGGAACGAUGGGAGUUUCUGAACGAGUGGUUCGGUGCUGCAGUGGUGACUGCCCAGCGUGAACAAAUUUUUACAUGCAAAGCCAAUGACCGAGGGUUUCGCAGGCCAAAGUCGGGACGUUUUACUAUGCUUGCGGCAUACGCAACCGAACUACGCAAGAAGUCCGUGUCUUCGUUUUGGGAACGAAGUUGUGAAGGGUUUGACAUUUUUCUCAUGUGUUUUUCUACGUGCAGAAAUGCCAUAAUCUCGUUUAACAUCAUCAUGGGCUCGCUUUCGAACCAGGAUGUCAGUGAAAGUUUAACGAAAGGCCUACUGUGACGUUAGAGUUAGUUUUCGCCACCCUACCCUAACCAAGUUGCACCAUUAGCCUUUGUCGCAUUUUAGAUAUUUGUCCUGUCGAAUUAUUCGAAACUUCGAAUACUAGCUAUUCGAAAGUCUUAUCGAAUUAUUUGAUUAGGUACUAUUUGAUUCGAAUUCGAAAUUCGAACAUUGGCACACCCCUAAAUAGAAUAUGAAUCGAAUGGCGAUGACACCAAAUCGAAUACGAAUUGAAUACUAUUAGCAUAGUUUUCGAAUGCUAAGGCAACCAUUUUCAAAGCAGCUCUAGAAUGGUAAUGUAACUGUUUUCGAAACAGCCCAAAAAUUCUGCAACAUUUUAUUUCAAACAAAUAUUCACAAAGUGUAUCAAAAGAACAGUACGAUUAUUUUUAACCGACAAAAAUACCACAAUUGUCUAAACUGACAUAAGCUCAUAUACAGUAAUUACUAGAGCCUUAGAAAUAUUUUGCAACUGCAGUUUGAAAUACAGAAGUGACUACAGUAUUCAACAUGGCACUUAAUCAAUAGAUUUUAAAUAAAACUUGUAUAUAAAUCUUAAACAAUAUUCAUGAGUCAACAUCAUCGUAAAUGUCAUGAUGAAGACAGUGGAUUUAUUAUUCUGUCGCUUCGGCGACACUGGAGUUUUAAGCAAAAACGCCUUCUUCCUGUGAUCACUCUAAAGUCGAUAGUCCCGUAAAACCUUGGGCUGCAUACAUCUUGGUAAUUCUACGAUUAAAGUAAGAAAUGUUGUACCUCUCUGUUCCAACGUUUCUUUCUUUGAGGUUUUUUUCAUUGGUGCUUGUUAUUCGAAAAGUAUUCAGUUUUUCUAAUAUACCUUAUUCAAUUUGAGCACCAAAUCGAAUGGAACGCUACUAGAAUCGUUAUUCAAAAUUUUUGAAUAUUCACACGCCCCUAGCAUUUAAGUAAUGCAAAAAAGGCUUUAGGUAAUCAGAAUCAAAACGUUAACAAUUCUCUCUCUAAACAGAGCCACAGGAGUAAGCUCUGAAAGAUAUUUUUCAAGAAAGGGACAAUCUGAAAUAUAUUCUUGCAACACCUGUCUUCUAUUUAUAUAGCCACCUCUAAGAAAUGGUCACAAAUAGUCUCCAUGUUAUUCGGCCACCAGUUGGAAAAUUAAGAUUGAUGUUUCAAAAUAUUUUUAUUCUGAAUGAAUAAAUAUGUCACUGGCACCUCCUUGAAACCCAAACAAGCUAAGCCUAGUCCAACCAGUAGCUGUGAAUCGUGCCUUAUGCCACUGAACAAACUAGCUGAUACAUUCGCUUCUUAAUGCUUAACAUACCUAAACAAUGUUGAGAGUGUGUCCCACAGAUGGUGCUUAAAUGUAAACAUUUCGACAGAAGUCUGUCUGGCUGGGUGGAAGAAUUAAGAAGUUGAAAUACCUCCAGCCACAAUUUCUUGGAGGAAACCCGACGUUUCGAGACCGGCUUGGUCUCUUCUUCAGGGGUGACUGUGCUGAUCAGGGGGGCUUCGUCGCAGCUUGUUUUUGGCUCCGCCUUUCUCUUUCCCUCACGUUCUGGAGGCCGUGCACGUAGAUCGGAGGCAUUGUUCCGAGGGACCGGUUCACAUUCGCAGGUGUGUUCUGGAUGUGCCAGGACUCGAGUAAGAGCCUCCUUCCCAGAUUCCUUUCUCUUUCUAUGAUGGAAGCGCUCUCGAAGUCAAUUUUGUGGUCGUGCUUCUCGCAAUGCUCUGCAAGGUGGUGCUGCACCUCCACACAUCUUCCUCUACUAACGGAACAACUUUUUCCGUCCCUUGAGGUUCCGUUUAACGAGAUUCUGCUGUAAUACUAGGUAACCUGGAGUAGCCUUGUGACAGCUAGUUCAGCUAGUUGCAGUUGUAAUAUAUGAAGUAGGUAUUCCACAUAAGUGUUUGCAGGUAAGAAAUUACAGCACUGUGAACCGUACGGAGUGAGACUUCUAUGACUUCACUACACUUGCAUGGGGGCUUUCACAAUGCUCUGUGUGAAACAGUAGACGAUAAAGUUGCUUGCGGCAGCAACAGAUGUGCAGCUCGUGGCUCCCUGAGGCUUUUGCUUGCGUUGCCACCACAGGCACCUUUCACCUCAUUUGACAUUCGCCAUCGAAUGCAUGCAUCCUAGACUCCAGUGUUGCCCUCACGAUGCCACACCUAUGCUUACAUUUGUGCCACAUGCUGUCCAUUCACUUGUUUCAUUCGUCUAGAAGUUAGUUUCAUCGUUGCUCUAGGUUCCUAGUGGAUGGCCGAAUGCUGCAAGUGUGCCUUAAGAUGCCGCCAACUACGGAUUGAACAAAAGCGCGUGAGUGAUUCUUUUAUAGUAGUUGUUUAUCAUGCAUUCUGCAGUUUCUUCUCUCAUUUUCCACUUUGCUCAGGCAAGGGAAUCAAUUGCUAAAUUUAAAUUAGCUGAAACAGCAGAACUGUAUUUCGUUGCUUGAAUACGCAAGUGUGCAAGUUCAGAGUCACACAGUGUGAAAGCGUGUUUAGCCAGAGUAUGUGUGCCAGCGUGUUGUAGCAUUCUUAACUGUGUCGUUAUUUGGGCAAAAACAUGCAUCUUCCUUCGCCUGGUCUUAGCAUCGCCACACUAAGCCUCAUUCUUUAUUCCAUCACCCGCUGCUAUUCUUGUUGCUUAUCAAAUUACAGUACACUGAAACCUCGAUAUAACGAACACGGAUAUAACGAAAUAUCGGUUAUAACGAAGUAAAUGAAGAAUAAUCUUGCAAUACUUACAGUGUUAGGAAUAUAUGGUUAUAACGAAUUUUCGGAUAUAGCGAAGUUAUUUUCGUCUGAGAUGCAGCUUCGUUAUAGUGAGGUUUGAGUGUACAUGUUGGAUGGGUGUAGCAUUGACUUUGUGUUGUUUGCACUACCUAAUGUUUUCUCCUGAUCAUACACACCUGGUUUAAUAUCAUUCUAUAUGAACGAGCUUUAUGUAAACAUUCAUUACUGAAGGUGUCCAUCCAGCAGUAGAUCGUACAGGCAUGUCAAGGAGAGCCUGCUGUAGUCUCUACUAUUUUCCGAGGUGUAUAUAUAGACUUCAUAGCUGAAAACCUGCUGCUCAGUUCUUGACCAAAACUAGAAAAUGUUGCAUGGCUCCUGCUAAAAUAUUUCUCACUGUCAGUCAUGUUAGCACAGCUACUGUUGAGCAUAUGUGGCAAUCUGGCAGCCAUGGCAUUUUGUCGGCAAGCAAAAAAGGUUGCUGGCUUGAUUCCCAGCUUCAUUUGCUUAUUUAGCAGGCCCCACGAAGGGGUAUUACAUAAGGGACUUUAUGCUGGUGGACUCACUAGCCAGCAACGGACACACAGAGAAAGAGUUCACUGCAUGUUACAUUGCCUAGUGUAAAAAGUGAUCAUGAACUUUCUGCUUUUAAAACCUAUGUGGCAUAAGCUUAAAAUGCUAAGAGCUAAUUUCACAUUUCACAAACGUUUUGUCUAUCAGUCUUGUAAUAUUUAUUUUUUUUAACCCCUGGCGCAUUGAAGUACCACAAAUUUAUAAGAUUUUUCAGCACGUGGCAACUUUUAAUAUGCCUGUGUUUGACUUGUUUAACUUGGUGCAGUUAAGCUAAGAAGGAAGUGCUGUGGUGUUUUCAACUUGAGUUUGGUUGCUAGCGCCUCACUGUGGCACACAUGGAGAUGUUUGGAUGUUUUCGUUUAUUUUUAUUUUGCAUGUUCACGUUGUAUUUGAAGAGCCUGCUGUGAUAGAGCUCUUAUCAUGGUGGGGGGUUUUAUUGACGGGAGAGUAUCGCGUGAGUUGGUAGUCCCUGUAUGAGAGGAAUUGUCAUUUGCACAAUCCAAGGGUAGCACAUUCCAUUUUUUAGCUUUUUUUGGCCAUGAGAACUGUAAGUUUUUGUUUCUGUGACUUGCUAACAAAACGAAGCUUUCUCUUUUGCAUGGUGUUCCAUACUUGUAGUGCAGCUAACGUUUCCGUUCAUAAUCAAAAGACCUUACAGCUUCAGUUGCAUUGCAGCAAGUAAUGGUGAGUCUGUGAGCCAAGACUACGACUGCUGACAUCUUUCCAGUAGAUGACAGCGCUUUAAUAUGGGUUGGCGUUAACCAAGAUCAUUCAUUGCUGUGAUAAGCCGACAUUAGAUGUGAACAAUUGAGCAGAAUGUAGCGGUGUUUAUGUGAACAGUGCAGACUUGCAAACCUCGCAUCUUCUGGAGUGAUGCUCCAUGCUGUUGUAAUGCACUUACUGUUUACAAAUUAUGGUGUACAGUACUGUGUACUGAGCAUUGCAUGAACCAGAGUGCCAGGUAUGUAUGAUUCAUCUGGCUAAGCUAUUGCUUUGUCCAAAUGCUUAUUUCAUAAAUAGGUGUGUUUGACGUUGCAUGCAAUUAAACUCCUCUGCAAUGGACAAACUGGAUUUGUCCAUGUGUUCCUAGAAAAAAAAAACGACAAGUACUCAAGCUUGGCUCUUCACUGUUAUUUUAUCUUAUUUUCUUGUGUUGUGAUGAUAAGCUUCACUUUUCCAAUAAGUUGUUGAGAUGUUUACAUAAAGAAGCCAUGAAAUGUUGUCUAUGUUACUGUCAUAGAAAAUCUGUCCACUGAAGAGGUAAAUAUUAAGUUUGGGUGAAAUACUGCCCUGUCUUGCUCAUAAGAAAGUUUUUAGAAAAUGCAUGUGUUGUGAUGAUAGCCAAAUGUCAAUUUUUCUUCUCAGAAACUAUGGCUCCUUCUGUCAUUUUUGAAACAAAAAGUGUUGCAUAUCAAGUUGCACACUGCUACCAUGUUGCACGUUACAUGUUGCAGGCUGCGCAUACCAUAUUGCAUGCUGCUUUGAUUCAUUUAGAGCAGGACGGGGAAUGAUUGCAUUUGAACACUGCAGUAACAUGAACAUUCCCCAAAAUACCACCUAUGUAUAAAAUUUAAGCACAAACGUGGUAGUAAUAUGACCAAAACGCUCAGCAUAUAUACCUGGCACUCUUAUUCGCAUGUUUACAUUUACAUAAGGGAGCCAACUGCUUUGUCUUUUGCAGUAGGAAAGAUCUUUUGCAAUGCACUGGCACAGGGAAGUGGUUUGAAUGGCAUCUCAUCUCAACAGCCAGCACUGCACCAUUGCACUGCAUCUUUGGCCAGUAUAGCGUAACUCUAUCUUGUUUUGUUUUUAUUGUAAAUUCACCAUUGACCCUCCCUGAUUGGUCGAGUUAGUCGAAAAUCUUCAGCCGAGCAUUUUGCUUGUCGACCAUGCGGUGACUGGAAAGUGCAAAAAGUGCGUGACAUCAAGAUAAGUCAGCAGUGAUUAUGCUAGAUCAAGUCAAACAAACUGGAAAAUUUGUGGAAUAGCCGGAGAAUGCCUCUUUUCUGAAGCAGAAUAGAAAAUAGCGAGGAAUUUCUUUCGGAAAGAAAAGAAACUGCUAGAACACCAAUAUAAGACUACGCCAAAUAUGCUCAUACACAAAUCAAUUCGCUCUCUCCUAUGAGUGUUCAAAGUCAAAACAGCUGGUGGGCAGCCAUUAUCUAUUCUAUUCAAAACAACUCCCUUGCCAUUCCGAAAAGUUUUCAGUUUUGUUUGGCAUAGUAACAUAAUGGGGCACUUUCGCGGGUUUCGUUGCAUUCCAUGACAAACAAACACCGUGGACAAGACCUGGAAAAUUUCGACCAAUCACAUACUGCCCGAUUGCGGACUAAAAACAGAAUGGGAUAGUUUUACAUUAUCGCAUCCCUGAAUUCUCAUAGUCUUUCUGCAGACCUCAUAGCAUUGCAGAAACCCUUUAACAGUGUAAUAAUGUUUCUUGUAUGUUCCAUGCAAUGAUUGUGGCAGAUUUCUUAGGCAGCUGAGCCCACUAAUAUUGUGUCGUCAUAUUUAUUCUCUCAUUCCUAUUUUUCCUCUGUUACUGUCUUCAUUUUUUUUGUAUCAGCUUACAUGUUUCUCAUCACACUUUAUAUUUUAGCGUGCAUUCUCUACUGGUGGUGUAGGGCAGUAUGUCUAUCCAUUCUUGCUGUGCAUGUUUCAGCUGACUCACUUCCAUGAAAGUCUGAUGAAGGAAUUAAGCUCAGACUUGCAAAUUGAAAAUAAAAUAGUUUUUACAAGAACCCAAGUAACUCAAUCCUUACUUGUCAAUUGUGUUAACCUUUUAACUGAUUAUGAUGAGCUGUGCUUCGUCAUGGCUCUUCAGCAAUGUUUCUAGAGCCUUUUGGCUAGCCCAGAUCGUGAAAUGAUGUUUUCCUAUUUAAAACAUAGAUGGCAGCACAGGUUUCGCGAUUGGCGCUUUUAUUGAAUGAAAUGCGUGCCUUGCGUCUCCCGCGCGUUAUAAAACGAACAUGGCACAGUGCCGUGCUUUGAACGCAACCACAAAGAUGGUAGCCUCAUUGUAUUGAACCAUCGAGGAAUAAGUACAUUUUCUCCACGGGAAGUCAAAUGGAACCCAUACUUUCUGGAGUUGCAGAAAUCUUUCGGAAUACCCAUCAAAUGCCCCAGGUGUGAGGUAUUACCAGGCCGGCAGCCGGAGGGGGGGAAGGGGGGGUGGUACAUUCCCCCCCCCCCUCUCGAAAUUCCGAUGGAGGGGGUUGUUUUACGAAAAAUAAAUAAUGAAAAUACAUGUUUUUCAAGGUCUUCAGCAAGUGCCCUCCCCCCCCCCAAAAAAAAUUCCUGGCUACGGGCCUGCGUAUUACAUGACUGUGCAAAAUAUGAUGAAUGAAGCAUUUUUAUAAGCUGUAAAACGUUUUUGCAAGUUUUUUCUGUUUUGAACAUGUUACGAAGCAUUUCACGUCAUGAAAAAAUUGGGCAAUUUGGAACAAUUUUUUGUAAUUUAAUCGGCACUUAAGGGAUUAAAGGGAGUCAUAAAUGAAAUAAUAAAGCCUGUAUCGACAGACUGCAUUUUUAAAGUGCAGACUCAUCAGUUUUACUGCGAGUGGUGGCGUGGCCCUAAAAAUUCCUACAAUGAUUUUCUUUGAUGCGGCUGAUCUCGGAAGCAUGUGUUUGUUGCUAGGUGAUUGCUUUUCAUUGAAGAAACAUGUCAUUGUAAUAAGCUGAUGGGUGGAUUCAUGUACACUGAAAGUAGCGUCAAAUCUGUGACUUUGACAUCAUCAGCAUCACAUCUGUGUCACAGAUUUUAGAAGUAUAGGAGAUAUUGCCAUUAGUUUUACACCAUGAAAAAACAAUGGCAAUUUCUUUCUUUGUUUAAGAAUAAGUUAACAUAUAUAUUAAACUGAUGUGUUUUUUUAUGUUCCUUUUUUUUUUUAAUUGAUGACGAGUUACUCGGCAUUUCUAAACAAAUAUGUGUAGCAGAAAUUUUCUGCUUAAUUGAAGCGAAUGGAGGUGAAGCAACUGCAUCAUGCAGAGCUUGGGUGCUUAUCCUUUGUGAUUCCAAAAGCCGGUGGAAAAAAAAACUGAUUUUUCCUCAAAGGGAUCAGAAUGUUUUUUAGGUUGUGUUUUUAGGAGCCUGGCUCCAAGUGAAAGAGGAGUGCCUUUUGCAACUAGCUUGUGACUUUGCAAGUACUGUAUGCCUCUUGGCAUGUGUGUGUGAGUGCUGGAAACGUGAAAUAUGUAGUUUUCUUACUCAAUAAAUGGCUG